Lycium barbarum (goji berry) is the source of this 3314-nucleotide messenger RNA. RefSeq lists its product as uncharacterized. Bases 2407 to 2874 code for a protein of 155 amino acids. The transcript is spliced from 4 exons. NCBI's taxonomy places the organism in Eukaryota, Viridiplantae, Streptophyta, Magnoliopsida, Solanales, Solanaceae. The record is from RefSeq and is a predicted model, not a curated record.
CACUAAAAUUUUUCAUAUUAACUGAUUUUAGUGUUUUAGUUUGUCGGUUUUGUGUUGUAAUAUGAUUUCGCUUUCUAGGGUUUGUAUUUUUUUUGCGUUAAUGUAAUUUCAUGCCUUUUCUGCUAAUAUGUUUCGUUUUAGUGCUUAUUUUGUGUAUUUACUGUUGUAUUAUCAUGCAUGUGCUCUUUAUAGUGUGGUCCCCUUUCUUUUUUGGAUCUGUUAGGGUUUUUUUUCUGUUUUUUUUUAGUUAUUGUGAGGGUUUGAGAACGGGGCGGGGGGGACAUAAGACUGAAUCUUUUGGGUUUUUGUGUUUCAUACGUGGUAUUGCAUUUAUGGGGUUGUGUCGGUGGAAAGUAGAAGCUUUUGGUGGUUUAGGGUUUCCUAUUUUGGUUGCAUUUGUGGGUUUGAUGCUUUUAUCGUUGAAAUAGGCCACCCAUAAUAGCAUGUGACUGAUUUUGCAUUGUUUUGUGGAUUAGAGAUGGUUCAUCUGGACCUGGUUUUCAAUCAUGGUGGUGGCUAGAUAACUAAGCCACAUGUUCUCUACUCAAAGAUGAAUGUUCACCUUUGGAGAGGGUCUGACUCAGACCUUCUAUCCUUUAAAGAUUUAGUUGAUGAAUACAUUAAAAAUUGCGGUUUGUAGGGGUUCAGCAACUAAUUAUUGCUGGUCCAUCUGGAAAACAUUAUGAAAUUGAAGAUGAUGUUGGAAUUAGGCACCUAUUGCGUCCUGUUAGUGAUAAGUUUAAUGUUAUCAAUAUUUAUGUUAUAGAAGAGCGUGAGCUUACUGUUUGCCCCAACAUUGUCCGCCAUAAUGAAACUUAUGCAGUUGUAGUUUCAACUACUAGUGAUGGUAGUAUUAGUGAAAGUGAAGGGGAGGAUGAUGAUGAAAUUGAUCUUGAUGAGUUAGACUAUGACUCUGACCAGAUAAGAUGCUUUUUGGCAUAAAGAAACUAAGAAAUUACUGAACACAUUCUUGAGUACAAAGAGAUACAUUGUAGUAUGUGUUUCAAGGAUAUAGCUGAAGCUAGAAAGUUAUGAACUCGUAUGCACUGGUUAGUAAGGAUUUAUAAUUUUGAAGAGUGACAACAAUAGGGUGAGAUAUAGGUGUGAAGAGGGCUGCCCAUUUAUUUAUGUAAUAUCCAAAGACAAUGGCAGGCAAGGCUGUAGAGUGAAGACAUUAAACACAAGUUUAAAAACAGUAGGGUUGACUGUUCUACCAUUGCACACUAUUUCAAGAGGAAGUUGCAAGAUGAUCUUAAGUACAAAGUGAAAAAGAUGAGGAAUGAUUUGCAUGCUGCUUUUAACCUUAAUGCUACUCAUGGAAAGUGUAAAAGGGCAAAGAGAAUAAUUUUGAAGAAGCUUGAAGCCAAUUUCAAUGACGAAGGCUUACGCCAAUAAUUCGAGUGUUAGUAAUUCUAGAUCUGAUGUGGUUAUUAACUUAUCCAAAGAGGACUACCUCAAGGAAAAACGACAUUCCUAAAGAAACAAAGAGAAGCUGGACUUGGUUUCUCGAGCUUCUGAAGAGUUCAUUGGAGUUGAAUAUGAGAGGAGGAGUGACAUUUAUCUCAGACAUGCAGAAGAAGCAAAGAGAAGGUAUUGUGCCAAACAUGUUGAGGCAAAUUGAGAAAAAAAUUCAGAUCCUUGGAGAUGAAGAAGCUGUUUUGGUGGGCAUCAUAGUCCACUUAUGCAGAAGAUUUUAAAGACUUGUUGAGGUUUAUAGGACAGUUGAGUGAAAGUGUUGUGAAGUCAUUAUUGAAGUAUCCUUCCCGGAGUUGGUGUAGGACAUAUUUUGACAUCAUUUGCGAGAAUCCACCAGUCACCAACAAUACGAUUGAGUCCUUUUACUCUUGGAUUCUGGCUGCUAGAUACAAGCCAAUCUUAAUGCUUGAAGUUGAAAAUAUAAGGGAGAAGGUAACAAAUCAGUUAAGAACUUAUGAAGAAGGGUGAGUUCAUGGAAUCAUGUGUACAGUCCUAAGAGCUUAGAAAUGUGUUAUGACUUCCUCAAAAUUGCUCAAGCUUGUGUGGUGGAUGCCAAUGGUGAUGAUGGUUUUGAAGUUUCAAAAAACAGGACAAGCACAUUGUGAAGUUGGAGAUGAGAAGGUGCACAUGUAGGAUAUGGACAUCUUUAGAAUCCCAUGUCCUCAUGCAAUAAGGGCACCACAGUACUUGAAGAAAAACCCUUUAUAGGAGAUACACUGGUGGUACACAAAAAAGGCCUACCUGCUGGCGUGUCACCACAAGACACAACCAGAUCUUGGUGAGAAAUUAUGGACAGUUGAUCCAGCUCAUGCAAUGGAUCCACUAGGUUUGGUGAAUUUGGCAGAUAGGUCUAGAGUCAAGAGAUCCCGGCAAAAGAAUGAAGCAAGUAAGAGGUAGUUUGAGUGGAGUUUGUUUAGGAAAGGCAAGAUAAUGGCUUGUGGAAUCUGUGAAGGAGCUGGCCACAAUGCAUGGGGAUGUAAAAAGCCACUAAAAGCAAUGAAAAAGAGGCAAAGAUCAGCUAUAGCUCAAUCAUCUAAAGGCAAGCAACCAGCAGAUUCAUUGAAGUCAUCCAAAGGCAAGAAGUCUUUUGAUGUGGGGCAGACAUCAAAAAUUAGGCAGGCAACAUCUAAGAGAAUGAGAACUUUGAUUAAUGAAAACAGUGAAGAUGAAGUCACGCAAACACAAAAAGAUUCUCAAUCGUCUGCACAUCAAGUGUCACAGCCCAGUAAAGACUCUGUCUUCAUACCUGCUCCAAGAGUAAAUCCUUGUCCAUACUUUGGGUAUCCAUCCUUUGAACAUGUUCCUGACCCAACAUCAAGGCCAUUUGUUAUAUCAGAGGCAAAUAUUAAGUUAGGUUUUAUCCUAGGCGGCAUGUUCAAGUGCCUACUGGAGCAAUAAAAUCAACUUCAUAGAAGAUCACACAGGUGUUAGUGAACCCAUAUAUCUUCCUUACUCACUGACAAAGCUCACAUGGCAGGGAAAGGAGGCAGUGACUGGGAAUUAGCAGGAGAGGCAAUGCAGGCAACAAAGACUUCAAAAAUUAACACCAAGAAAGGGGAAAGGAAGUGACAUUUAGUUGGUGUUAUUUUGUUGUUAGUUUGGGAUGUAAUUACUGCUUAAUGACAGUACAAUUUUUGUUGCUUUAAUGUCGUUUUGGUUGUGUGAUUUGUAGUUGGAUACCAUGUUAUGACUUAGGUUGUGUAAGUUUUUGUAGUUACAACAUAGUAUCCAGUUCUCCUAGCUUGUGUAGAUGUCUAACUGUUGACAUGCUUAACUAGGUGUGAAUGUCAAACUUGGUUGGUACCAUUUAAUCUCAAUGUUUUGGUUUGCUUUGCUUA